Vanderwaltozyma polyspora DSM 70294 is the source of this 1176-nucleotide messenger RNA. It is a transcript of the gene CPR7, whose product is annotated as peptidylprolyl isomerase CPR7. Gene Ontology annotation, biological process: protein peptidyl-prolyl isomerization. Gene Ontology annotation, molecular function: protein binding; peptidyl-prolyl cis-trans isomerase activity. The transcript has a single exon. Lineage: Eukaryota; Fungi; Ascomycota; Saccharomycetes; Saccharomycetales; Saccharomycetaceae. Bases 1 to 1176 code for a protein of 391 amino acids. The record is from RefSeq and is a predicted model, not a curated record.
AUGGAAGACACUUUAGUUUACUUGGAUAUUUCAAUCGGUGAAGAUAGAAUUGGUAGAAUCGUUUGCCAAUUAUUUGAUGAAAAGGCACCAAAAGCUGUUAAAAACUUUAUUAGCUUGUGUACUGGUGAUGUUACUGUCGAUGGUGUGGGUGAGCUAACCCUUAAGGGUAAUAUUUACCAUAGAAUUAUUAGAAAUUUUAUGAUUCAAUGUGGUGAUAUCAUUUAUGGUAACGGUAAAUUUGAAAAAUCUUCGCAGAUUGGUACUGGUGGUUGUUCUAUUUAUGCUACUGAACAAGAACUAGGUUCUGAUGAAAACCAGCUGAAAUGUUAUGGUUUGUUUGAAGAUGAAAAUAUGGGAGAAUUUACUGAACCAUUCCUUCUAGCAAUGGCAAACACUGGUAAUCCAAAUUCCAACAGUUCGCAAUUUUUUAUUACUGUGGCCCCACAACCUCAUUUAAAUGGGAAACAUACAAUAUUUGGUAAGGUUUUGUAUGGUAAGCAUGUUGUUCGUACAAUUGAAAAUUCACCGGUUGAUUCAGAUGGUUUCCCAUCUUCUUGCGUUAAAAUCGAUGACUGUGGUAUUUGGAAUGAUUCAAUGGAUGUUCCAUUAUAUAACGCUUGUAAUAACACUAUUGGGGGUGAUAUUUAUGAAGAAGACCCUAAUGACGACAUUAAUUUCGACCCAGAGGAUUCUUCAAAGGCAUACGAAGCUACAAAUACCAUUAAAGAAUCUGGAACUUUAUUAUUCAAACAGAAGGACUACCAGAAUGCUUUAUUAAAAUAUAAGAAAUCUCUAAAAUAUGUUAAUGAAUUUAUACCUGAAAUGGAGGUUAAUAAAGAUAAUUGUAUUCUCUUCACUGUAUUGAAAAUGAAAUUAUAUUUGAAUAUAUCUUUGGUGUACUUUAAUUUGAAAGAUAAUGAUAACUGCAUUACUUAUACAACUUACUUACUAGAUAUGGAGAAUGUGCCUGAUUUAGAUCAAGCAAAGGCAUAUUAUAGAAGGGGAAAUGCAUAUUUUGCUAAAAAAAGACUGGAAGAGGCUUUAAAUGAUUAUAAAAACUGUCAAUUGAAAAAUCCUUCUGACAAGGUUAUUAAUGAUAAGAUAGACCUAGUAGAAUCGCAGAUUGAAGCCCAAAAGGAGAAAACUAAAAAGAAUAUUGCAAAAUUCUUCAGUUAA